Molecule: messenger RNA, 795 nt
Organism: Trypanosoma grayi
Lineage: Eukaryota; Euglenozoa; Kinetoplastea; Trypanosomatida; Trypanosomatidae
Product: SLA/LP autoantigen-like protein
Exons: 1
Coding region: 1-795 (264 amino acids)
Biological process (GO): selenocysteine incorporation; conversion of seryl-tRNAsec to selenocys-tRNAsec
Molecular function (GO): tRNA binding; O-phosphoseryl-tRNA(Sec) selenium transferase activity
Source: RefSeq, a predicted model, not a curated record
AUGGCGCUUGGCAUCCCGCAUGUUGUGAACAACGCGUACGGCGUGCAGAGUCGCGUGAUUAUGCGCCGCCUUGACGCUGCGAUACGCUUGGGCCGCGUUGACGCAGUGGUGCAGUCGGGGGACAAGAACUUCCUCGUUCCUGUCGGCGGAGCGGUUCUGAGUGGCAAGAAGAGAGUGGUGGCCCGUGUUGCCGAGAUCUACGCGGGCCGUGCGAGCAUCUCGCCCGUUGUCGACCUCUUCAUCACCGCACUGAGCCUCGGCCACGAGGGCUUCAAACGCCUUUGGGAGGAGCGCUACUCCGUGCGGGAGCUGCUUGAGCAGGAGUUGAACAGUUUCGCGCUAGCGCGUGGCGAAGUGGUUCUCACAGAGGAUGUGGAAAAGAAGAAUGUGGUGGAAGCAGCAGCAGUUGCUGCGGCUUCAGCUGCCGCUGGAGUGCAGGCCAUAACGGGUGGGUACCCACGCAAUGACAUCAGCUUUGCAGUGACGAUGCGAACACUGGGCGGUGCAGCGGAGGCGGAGGCAGUUGGCGCCCGUCUUUUCCGCAGUGCCGUGACGGGGCCGCGUGUUGUGGUGCCGAAAGCAGCGGAGACGCACUUGUGCGGUUUGUCGUUCCGCAACUACGGCAUGCACACCGACGAGACGCCGCCGUGCCCGUUGCUUGUUAUGGCCUGCGGUAUCGGUAUGACAAAGGAGGACGUUAGCGGCGUCAUUGGUCAACUGGAGAAGGCCUGGCCCGCAGGCGCAGUACAAGGACACAGGGAAGGAGUUACCGAGAAGGUGGGGAAUGGAGCGUAG